This is a messenger RNA of Dunckerocampus dactyliophorus (ringed pipefish), 10995 nucleotides long. RefSeq names its product RCC1 like (gene rcc1l). Bases 228 to 1589 code for a protein of 453 amino acids. The record is from RefSeq and is a predicted model, not a curated record. NCBI's taxonomy places the organism in Eukaryota, Metazoa, Chordata, Actinopteri, Syngnathiformes, Syngnathidae. The transcript has 13 exons.
AUGCUGAGAGAUGUGUGUGUGUUCUGAGCUGCUGUCUGGUGGCCGCGUUCAAGAAAUAAAGUUGGCAGAAGCAACAGGAGAAGUUUCCUUCUUUGCUUCGGAGCUGAAUCACACUGACAAGUUAACAGACUAGUAGCGAACGGAAAAGAAGACGGCUCUUUUUUGUGUUGAAUACAGAAGAUGAGGACUUUGAUGGAUUUGUGGAUGAGGAUUGAUGAAAAAUAACGAUGGCCUCUACACGCGUGGGACUGUGCGCUAGACGCAGCAUCAUCUCAGGAUUUGAUGCCUGCGGCUACGCAACGUUCAGCAAAGCCUCCAACCAGCAGGAGCAAAGCACCAACGCUCCAGUGUUUCAGUAUGUGGGUCAGCACAGGAAACCCAGCCACAAAGUGUUCGUGUGGGGCUUCAGCUUCACCGGAGCGCUCGGUAUUCCCAGCUUUGUCGUGCCGGACAGCGGCCGCAAAAAGCCUCGCAAAUACCAGCUGACGCCUUAUAGAUUGGAGACCGCAGAGCAGAUCUCCUCAGCAGCUUGUGGUUACGGCUUCACCCUCAUCGCCUCCUCUACCAAAGACGUCACCAAGCUGUGGGGCAUGGGCCUGAACAAGGACUCGCAGUUGGGAUUUCAGCGCACGCAGCACAGCCGACACGAGAGCUACGACUACGUGCUGGAGCCAUCGCCCGUGGCGCUACCCCUCGCCGAGCCCCUGCGGACUCGAGUGGUUCAGGUGUCAUGUGGUCGCGCUCACUCUCUGGUGCUUACCGAUCAGGAAGGAGUGUUCAGCAUGGGCAACAAUUCCUAUGGACAAUGUGGACGGCGUAUAGUGGAGGACGAAGCCUACAGUGGCAGUCACAUGCUUCACAAGAUGGAGGGCGUGGGCAACAGCAAGGUGGUCCAAGUGGCGUGUGGACAGGACCACAGCCUCUUCCUUACAGAGGGGGGCCAGGUGUACGCUUGUGGGUGGGGAGCAGAUGGACAGACAGGUGUGGGACACCACAACGUGUGCUCCACGCCCACCCAGGUGGCGGGGGACCUGGCGGGGGUGGCGGUGCAGCAGGUCAGCACCUACGGAGACUGCAGUCUGGCCGUGUCCAAGGAUGGACAGCUGUACGGGUGGGGCAACUCGGAAUACCGCCAGCUGGCCUCCAUCAGCGAGGCCACGCAGGUCAACAUUCCUCAUCACAUCCCACUGAGAGGCUGUGGGAAGGUGGUGCAGGCGGCAUGCGGGGGCACUCAGGUGGCCGUCCUCAACGAGAGAGGCGAGGUGUUUGUUUGGGGCUACGGGAUUCUGGGAAAAGGCCCCAAGCUGUCGGAAUCCUCCACUCCUGAGAUGAUUCCGCCCACGCUGUUCGGACGCUCCGACUUCAACCCGUCGGUCACCGUCACCAAGAUCCGAUGCGGUCUCAGUCACUUUGCAGCCGUGACGGAUCGCGGCGAGCUCUUUGUGUGGGGGAAGAAUGUCCGAGGUUGUUUAGGCAUUGGCAAAAGAGACGACCAGUUCUUCCCGUGGCGGGUGACCGUCCCGGGUCAUGUGGUGGAUGUAGCAUGCGGCGUGGACCACAUGGUGGCGCUGGUCAAGUCCCUCCUGUGACGCCUCCCAUGAAAGGAACACGACUCACCAGGAUGAAGUCCGUCUGAUAGGUGGACAGCAUGAACACGGAGAUGUUGUGGUCGGCCAGCGGUGCAAUGACCGACUUCGCUAUCUUGGUGACGCCGAUGGGCUGCGAAUUGGAGGCGUUGCCGCCACCCGACACCACGUUGAGCGCCAACCACGUGGCGUCGGCGACGCUGAUGUGCUCCGAGUCCGGCAGCUCUGGUGGAACAAAAGGGACCCGUGACAAGCUGGCUGCCACUUCGAUUUAAAGCUCAUGUUUGUCAAGAGAUUCUGUUUUGGAUAAAAAUCUAUCAUCUCCCUCUCGUGUUCCCUCACUUAAGAAGAGGCGCUCCAACGCUUUCUUUUGAAGUUCCAGCUUUUCAUGGCGCCAUGAAAGGACAAAUGUCCUUCAGGCUUUGCUACACAUCUGAAAAUAAAGCCUGGAGCUCUGCCAACAGCCAGUCAGUCAUGUUGUUUUUCUUCAGCGAAUAGGCUAACCUAGCAUGGUGCUGCUACAAUAUGAGUGUAAUGUUAGCACUGUAGCAUCAUAUACGUAUAGUAGCUAUGCUAGCUAACAUUGGAUGCCAUCGCUGAUGGGGAUUUGAAGUUCAAGGAAAACUGCAUGUUUUUGGAAGUUUGCCCAUCAUCCACAAUGAAACAUGAACACACAUGAUGGCUUUCUCUUCUAUGCAGCUAGCAUGUGGGAGCUAACAAUUCACGUAAUGGGACACACCUAUUUUGACUAUAAAAAAAACGCCAUCAAUGUUCUACUUACACAACUGACGUGUAUAUGAACCAAGCUACAGCGAUGUUGUUACUGUAGCAGCCAACACGAACAACUAUUUUCUGGCGUAGUGACGCAGCGCCUCACGCUACUACCGAAAGGUAACGAGCUCACUCCAGAACGAUGCGAUAGGACACCAAUCAGCACUAACUAGGAAACACGACCACGCAUAUGAACAACUACGAACAGACAACCAAAUUGUCUGUAAAGUAUUAGCCCACUUUCCAUGUUUUGUUCAGACUGUGUCGUGAUAUCAUGUGCUAUGUGCUCCACGUAUCACAAUCAAUAUCAUGGGGACUUACUCCAUGGGCAGUUACUGUCUGGUCCAGCUGGUCUGGGGCGUCUUUUCCAGUUUAUUUUGGAAAGAAAGUUUGUAUGACUGCAGGGUUUGUUAGCGCUAACACAAUUCUUCAUUCGUUGUGAUGCAGUCUCUUGGAGCAGUGUCCUCCUGGCCAUCGAUGGUAACUAAUGUAUGCCACUCAGUGCAGCAGAAACACUCCAUUUCUGUCGGCAUGGCUUGACAAGCUCCACAUUUACAGCGCCAAGUCAUGCCUGUGUAAUGACUCGCCCCCCAUCUGCUAUGAAGUUUCACUCUCUCUUCUUGCGGGGUCAGCUUCUAAAACCUGUAGCUCAUCCUCCGUAUAUUCAGGCUCAAAAAGAUGAGGUUCUGUCCAAAAGUAGUCGUCAUUGGCGGCUCUCAUGAAGUCUGCCAUGAUUAGUAGUUGCAAACAGACUUGUGCUUUCUAUGCUGCUAUUGUUGACAGAAGUAGCAUUAGUUCCUAUCAGCAGGUUAUGUGAAAUCAAUGUGCCCAGGAAAGAAGUUCCGUAAUAUUUAAAUGUUAAAAUGUAAAAAAAUAUGGCAAAAUACUGAUAGUAUUACAUAUUACCAUGAAUGUACCCGUUACCGCAUGGUCACAGCAUGUAUAUAAAACGAUAAGAUGCUGUUGGAGUUUUUUUUUUAGAGGGCUUUACAGUUGAAACAGGUGUGUCCCAUGACGUGCAUUUUUAGCUCCCUCAUGCUAACGGUGUUUCUCUCUUUACAAUGCGCAGAAAAGAGACGUGUGCUCAUCCAUCCAUCCAUCCAUCCAUCCCUUUUCUAUGCCUCUUCUUCUCAUUAGGGUCACGGGGGUAUGCUGGAGCCUACCCCAGCUAACUUCGGGCGAGAGGCGGGGUACAUCCUGGACUGGUCGCCAGCCAAUGGCAGGGCACAUAUAGACAAACAACCAUUCACACUCACAUUCAUACCUAUGGACAAUUUAGAGUCUCCAAUUAACCUGACAUGCAUGUUUUUGGAAUGUGGGAGGAAGCCGGAGUACCCGGAGAAAACCCACGCACGCACGGGGAGAACAUGCAAACUCCACGCAGAGAUUCGAACCCAGAUCUUCCGGAUCUCCUCACUGUGACGGUGUGGGACGUGCGCUCAUCGUUCACAUAAGGAUUGUGGAUGAUGGGCCAAAUUACAAAAAAGGUGCAGUUUUCCUUUAAGAUAGACUUCAGACUUCCAAAAUGACCCUGAGUAGUAUUUGGCAUUAGAGGUUCCAACUGUGUUUAUUUACAAGCUAGCAACCUUUCGUAUCUUGGCAGCUGACUGAACUGAAGACUUGUGAUUUACCUUGAGGUUACGCGUAAUGACUUCUCUGACAGCGGCUUGAACUUCAGGCUUAUUUCACAACACUAUACGCACUUUAGCAUCACAGAGCUAUGCUAGUUUUGCUAACGUUUCACUCCUUAACGUUACUACGUUGUAUGCGAUGUAUGGCAUCGAUUACGUUUGGCAAUAGUUACAGUCUCUAUGUCAAAAGUGGAUCAAGUGGACAACAGCGCUUCUGGGAGACAAAUGCAGCUUAUUAGCAUGAAGCUACCAACACAAAACAGCGUGUUCCCAGCAGGGUUUACCAAAAGCACGUUUAAACUGUCAACAAUCCAGCAUCAAGGCCAACACGCUUCCAUUACACGAAUGUGGGACUACUGUAUUGUGCAGCUUAUUUCAGAUUGUUGACAAACAGUAGCGUUCGUGGUAGCUGGUGUAAAUGAUGAUGGAUCAGGCUUAUUAAUUAGGUUGACGGAACAUUUCACUCAUCAACCACCAUGUCUACAAAGUGAUGAUGGUAAGUAAUCGUACAUUUAAGCUAGGUUAACAAACGGAGGUUUCCCCAUCCUGCAUUUUCCUUAAAUCACCCGUAAAAAAUACCUGUGACGGUUAUGAAACACACAGGCUGUGGUCUCCAGGGAAACGGAGGAGAAGGGUUUGUAAUGACAUGGCGGACUCAGUCAGCCAAACAAGCCAACGGCAGCUUAGACCCACAUCCAUAGUGACAAUGUGUGCUCAAACAUUACUGGGUUACACGGUCACUUUUUUUUGUCUUGAUCUGUGGUUGCUGCAGUGACCGUCCAGCGCAGGCUCACCUUUAAAGCCCUCCUCGUCCACAAUGAUGGUGUAGUCCUCUGGGGUCUCUGUCAAGCUGAAGAACUUGCACCUGAGUGAGACGAAAAAAGGGAGGUGAGGUCACACAGUGGAUGCAGGAUGCGCAUUUACAACCUCAGAGCCUGACUUGACCAAGUCUGGCAUCUUGUUGGGUCUCCUGCUUCCACAGAGCAUCAAUGUGUCUGCUUGGUGGAUCCAGGACUAACACCCGUAAAUGUUACCAUUCAUCAGGGCCAUACAAUUGCAAGAUCUUGGCAUGGCUUUGUAAAAAUAAAAAUAACACCAUCUUCUGCACGUUAGUCAUGUAGCGGGGGUGUCCAAACACAAACAUUUUACACUUGAGACUAACACAUUGCUCGAACAGAUUUCAUUUUUUGUGUACAACAUUUUGUAAUUGUACUUUUACUUAUAUAGGAUGUGUGGAAAGUAUUUUAUUUUUUAAAUCAGUUACAGAGUAAAUGACGACGGGUAUCGGAAUCAGCAGCAUAAAAACCCUGAUUGCAGCAUCACUAGUUUUUAUUAGCUUGUAUCAACAUUUGCGUUUUUUGUAGUUCCAGUGUGGUUUUUUUGCUCUAUUCUACCAACAUGGCCCCUGCGCCACACUUUGGACACCCAUGCGUGUUUGGUGUUGCCAGACGAUGAAGUGUGUCCAAGCUCUGCCUGUCUUGGCUCUGUCGCUGGGCAGAGAUUGGGUUGCAUUGUGGAGGGGUGUAUACGGCUUUCAGACCACAUUGCACAGUGGGCCGCCACUCCCGCUUGCCUGCGCAGCCGAUAAUUCAUCUUUGUUGACCCUUUCAUUUCCGAAUAAUUUUUCUUCAGUUUAUUGAUCCGUUUAGUUACAUUUGUUUGAACAAAUAUAGCUCAUAAGAGUUUAAGAGCUGAUAUCUAGCAACUUCCAUGGUUUUCUUAAUAAUAACCAAAAUCACUUUAAGUUCUUACAUAACUAUAGCAUUGUACUGCCAAAAAAUGUAACUGUGAUCAGCUAUUUUUGUUGUCAUUGUUAUAUUUGUCCAAACAAAACAGGCAUUAAAAUGAACAAGUAACUGAAGAAACAAGGGUGGUCUAAUCAUUUUUUCCAUGACUGUAACUUCCACUGGUGAUCGCCCGUGCUUGUAAAAUGCGCUCAGCCAAAUAUAACAAGCGUGACUAGAACCGCUUGGUGAUUAAGGGUGCAGACAAGUCCAAAUGUCUAAGCAUUUUAUGCUGACAAGUCUUAAGUAAGAUUGAUCAAAUGAAUUGCGACAGUUUCUGUUUUGACAUUAACAAAGCAGCUGUUCAACUGUGAUGGAAAAAACAGCCACUGGGAUCACCACGGUAGGUUUGAUUUCAAGGUUUAUAGGGUGCAUAAAGAACUUAGUGUGAGGUUCCAAUAAUGCCUUGCUCACUGCCACUUCCAUAUUACGUGUAUUAUCAUUCAUAGUAGCGAUGCCAUAAUUCACAAUCUGAUUGGCUUUUGGUUGCCUUGUUCUCGUGACACAGAUUUUCUCCAAGCGAGAAAUCUCAUCACGUUUGAAUCCUGCAAGAUCUCGUCACACCCCUACUUAAAACAUAAGAAAGUAUCUUUACUUUUACUGCUAUAUUUUUAAUUGGGUACACAGUACUUUUACUUAAGUUGAUUUUUAGACUUAGUCGAAUAUUUUAGUACUCUGUUUAUUGCUAAUCAACACCAACUGAGCUCAGUGUUAAUACUGCACUUCAUCAUACUGACUUUUUAGUGUUUUGUCACACUCAUACAUACUAGGGGUGUGUCAAUCCAAAUAUUGAUAUCUGAUAUCAUCUAAAAAAAAAAAUUAUAUCAUGGAUUAUAUCACUCUGCAUCUAAAAUCUCCGAUAUUGCCACUCCAAUACAAGCGGUCCGGCACGUCCAUCCAGCAGCAGCCAGACAGAGCCCUCGUAAUCACAACCGCAGCAUGUGUUAACGCGUUAAGCAUGGAGUAGGAGUGACAUCAACCGUGUGUAUUUUUCGUUAAAGCCCGAAAAAGAUGUUGGGGCUGAGUGCAAAACUUGUCAUGCACAAGUUUCCCGUGGUGGCACACAACUGGGGAAGUUUAAUACGGCAAACUCAUCGCCCAUUUGAAGCAGCGUUACACAGGAAACUCCCACGGCGCGACAAGACGUCAUUAGCUAUAAGAGAAAAGGUGACCAGCCACUGUCUGUGGUAAAGUCGGGUUUAAACGCUUAAUUGAGCACCUCGAACCUCUCUAUAUUCUGCCUAGCCGCCACUGCGUUGUGGAUAAAACUAUACCCCACAUGCAUAAAGAAGUAAAUGGCUCUGUUUUCGCACAGCUACUGUUGCUGAUGAUUGUUCUGUUUGAGUAAUAUCACGUCAAGUCACAAUCAAGUCUUUUCUAACAUUCCACACUACAAAAUAAGUUCUAAAAGUAUGUAUGAUUCGUGCUGAUAUCGCAUUGACAUCGGUAUCGACUGACAAUCAAUCUGCAAUUAUGGAUCGGAAGUGAAAAAGUUGUAUCGGGACACCCCUACUCAAUACCCCAAAAAAGUACGACACACACUCCUCAGCAGGACUCUGCUGUAAAGUACAAUAACAACUAAGCAUUAUUAUUUCUGUAAGGGCCUAUUUUGCCAAUGGAGCUUUUGUAUUGGAUCCAAGAGAACAGGUCUGACCUCCAAGGUUACUUGACCAAAAAGAAACAAAUAAAGCCUGUAAUCAUGCCGAGUGAGCUUUGACAAGCAUACAAUACCACAACAACAACAGAUUAGCAGAUGAAUGCGCGCCAUAUUUGUCUUAAAGGUGUGAAAAACUGCAGGAAGGUGAUGGUCCUGUCAUGUGGAGUCAUUUUAUUGUGCACAAAUUGUUCCUGCGUCAUUACGAGCCCUACGUAACCACGCGCUGUAUUUCAGUAGCCUGCAUACCAUUCCAAGAUGCUAACUCAACGCUGCAUUAGUCAAAUUCCCAGCGUGAGUAAGGAACUUCUCAAGGAGUCUUUGAUGGGAGUGUUGUUGAACUCUGCACGACCUCGUCUCUUUCCCAACCAGAAACAUUAAUGACAUCAAAUAUUUGUGGACGGCAGGGACGGGAGUUCCUCAAUUUGGGAGCGCUACAGAAUCCCUUUGAGAGCUGACAGACAUCCCUCACAAAUACAGCCACUCAUUACUACUUUAUUUUGUGCCAACGUGUGUUUUAAGUGGCUAAAUCUUUUUAGUAUCUUUUUUUAAAUUUUUAUUUAAAUCACGUUUUCUGCUAAAUUAUGGUUAAGGCCGGCGUCUACCAAUCAAUUUACCUUGGGGCUGCUGAAGCUGGAGCCUGGGUGAGUCUGGGCGGCAUCAAGUAUUCACUCCCCGUUUCAACUAGACGACUACCAAGCUGACAAGAGCAUAAGUGCUGGUAGCCCAUAAGUGGAAGAAAUAUAAACCACAAGUAUAAAAUAUGAUACUGUGCCACUCUUGAGUUGCUCAAAGGAUGGUUAAAGGACGUUGCUCCUUAAAUUGGACGAGGCAUGUUGGGAGCCGCCUUCACUCUUGUCGCUGAGCGUACAUCCGGCUUCCGAGCAGGCCUUGCAGUACGUGCUGAAGUUACACGUUAGUUAACAUACAGUACUGGCCAAAGGUUUGGACACACCUUCUCAUUCAAUGAGUUUUCUUUAUUUUCAUGACUAGAUUCUCACUGAAGGCAUCAAAACUAUGAAUGAACACGUGGAAUUAUGUACUUAACAAAAAAGUGUGAAAUAGCUCACUGUCACUGUUGAAAUAGUCCACUGCUCAUGUCAAAAAACACUACAACAACUAUCACCUUUAACUUUUCAGAGUGGACAGAUAAAGCUGUAAACUUGCUCACUUCAACUUUACUGUAAACUUCAGCUGCAGGUGCAAUCAUCAUUACACACACUGGCCCACCUCACUUUCUGUUACGUGUCUCCCUUAAACCGUUCCCCCUGCCGCCCCCGUUAACUAGGAACCUUUACAUUACAAUCCUAUCGCUACCUUCCUACUUUGCUAACACUUCUUUCUUGAAUUCAAUAGUGCUUCUAACCUUCUUUAUUAAAAUUCUGCCACUUUUUUCCCCAGCUGUAUUUAUUAAAAAAUAAGCAAAAAUAAAGCACAGAAUCCUCUUAUACUCAGAAAUAGGCAGUGCACUUGAACGCUUCAUCAGUGCAUGGCGCGGUGCUUGAAAGAAGGAAGGAGACAGAUACAGAGUUGUUCAUGGUUCAGUGUGUGUUCUAUGAACAAAUAAACCACACACAUAAUAAAGACGAUGACAUAUUCAAGCACGAUGAUCCUGGGUAAGUCACCUGCACUAUGCACACUAGUGUGUCCCCUAGGUUUAGCAGUAAGCGCACUGUAAUGCGAUCGCUCCUCGACAGUUACGUACUCACAUGUCAUCUUUCAUUAUGAAAGCUAAAAGACGCAACAAAAUAAUCCACAAAGUCAAAACCUGUGGCGCGCUCCCUCAAAGACAUGUCACAUAAUUAGCGCGAUUGCUCAUUCCGCUGUACGCCAUACACAGAUUUGAAAUGGUCAACAUAAAACCAUUGUGGAGACAGAAAUGACGCUUUGUCGUGGAAAUAAGAUCAAAUAAAACAAGACUAUUCAGUUUGUUGAAUAAAAAGGACAAGGUAUAGACCUGCUAAUCGAGUCUGCUAAUUUCCGUGAACUAGUCGUAAAUGCAAUGUGAACGCACCGCGAAUGCACAGCCACCUAUGCCUAAACAAUGCAGGAGGUGUCAAAGCGUGUCGCAUUCACAUGAAUGAGGUAACUUUUCCACCACCUCUUGAAGCAAGUUGGGGGGGUUUCUCAAGUCAUUUUUGUAGCCUGUUGGAGCUUUCCUGGAAAUUUCUGUUAAUAACUAAUCAUAAUGCCCAAAGCGAUGUCUUCUAGUCAGAAGUUCCCUCUCCUUGUGUCUCAAUUUUUUAUUGCCUCCUUCCUGCUCUUUGCGCAUUCUUUCUGUAGCUGCAAGACAAUAGAGACUUACCUUUCUUUUUAGCAUGAGCUUCUUCUCUGGAGUUCAACAUCUUGUAGGUCCCUUGCAAAUAGAGGAAUUAAUGAAGCUAGGAUUGACGCCUGCUGUUGCAUGGCGUCACGUGGGACACAGCUGGACCAAAUAAUGCCAAGACUGCUUCACGGAUGCGGGAAGCCAUGGUGACAAUGCAUACCCAUGCAGGAACAACGGGUGCCGCACGUACUAUUGUUGUGCACUACACGUAAAAUGUACUCGACAAGGUGUAAAUAAGUCGUGCGGAAGGCAUGCGGAGGCAAAAUGCAUGCAAACGUAAACACCACUUAACUUUGUCAAGUCUGGUUCUCAGCUCACAAGUAGUUAUUAUGGAGUGUUAUGAGAAGUUCAAAAAGAUUAUCACUGCCAAAAACAACACUGUUGCAGCCAACAGAGCGAGGGUGGACUGCUGGCAGAGAAUUGCUGAGUGUGUAAAUGCAUUAAUAAUCAGUUACUGAUUAUUAUAUCAUAACCUGAGUGUUUUCAUUUUUGAAAGCUCAACAUUGUGCAACUUUUACAUAGAAACACUUAUACAUUUAAAAAAUAAAGUGGAGCAACAAUUCUCUUUUUUCAUCUUUGAAAUAUGUCUAUACUGUUGUCAUAGUUUACUGAUCUCAAUUAUAGUGUGUGUGUCAUGUGCUGUACCUCAUGUUGACCACUAGUGGCAGUGUUGAUGUGUUUUGUAAAGUUUUUCCUUUGUUCUGAAGAAGUGUUUUCUCCCAGUUGAUUAAUGCCUCUGAGUGCUUAUUCCUCCAGCAAACAUUGAAAUAUAAGAAACUACAGUAUAAGAGGAGUCUAUCCAAUUUGUUGCACAGCACAAGCAAAUCUUUUCUAUCAAGAGUUGUUGCACAGUUAUGAGUCUUUGUGUCAUGGUGGUGGUGAGUCGUAUGCGUCACCAUGGCGACCUAAUUGCUGUAGAAGCCGGCAGGCCGGGCUUGCUUCUGAUCAGCUGAUUCCACUUGUGUUUUCAACUCCCAUUAGUGUUGAACACACGAUUCAUCCAUUUUUAUUCAAAUAGCAAAAAGCUGAGAGGUAUGUAGGAUAAGCACAGAAAGGAAAAGUGUGUUGAGGUGAGAAAGGAGGCCCAAUAGGAGAAUCCAAGCGAGCGAUAAGGUUGAAAGUAUGCUGCUGAAGAGGCUUAUCAGCAGGUAGGAGGAGGCAGCAAAGGCUGUUGCCUCAAUGAAAUAGAGGAAGUGAGGAGAUGCAAAAUUUAACGGAACAGUGACUACAUUUCCUUGACCGA